Eurytemora carolleeae is the source of this 527-nucleotide messenger RNA. RefSeq lists its product as uncharacterized. The transcript is spliced from 3 exons. The record is from RefSeq and is a predicted model, not a curated record. Lineage: Eukaryota; Metazoa; Arthropoda; Copepoda; Calanoida; Temoridae. The coding region runs from base 7 to 483 and encodes 158 amino acids.
GCUGUGAUGAUAAGUUCUGUUGUAUCAAUGCCCUACUGGUUUGCUUAUAUUGUAGAAAUAUUUAUAUUCUACUUUGUAAACCUCACCCUCUGUAUAUCAAUGGCCAUAUCUAUCGCCCGGCUACUCUCAAUCGUGCAGUUUGAGAGAAUGGCAGAGUUUGAACCUGAAGAAACAUCAACGAAGAUUUCCUUCUUUCUCUACGUGUUGACCGGUCUAAUCACCUGCUAUCCGUCCUACUCAGUUCUACAGACAGGUUAUGUGUCCCCCCAGCUGACCUUCUACACUGGUCUGACCGGAAGUAAAACCUUUAAUCCUCACAUCAUCACGACAGUGCUACUCUGCGGAGUCUGCUCAGCUACUUCACUGGGAUUCUUCCUCUACGGAAAAUACUAUCUUCAAAAAUACCACAAAAUCUGGAACGUAAUUAAAUUUCAAGACAUCUUAAACAUUUUCAAAAAUUUUUUUCUGAAAAGUUCAGCUUAGUUGCCGCUCGUGACUUAACUUAAGCCUUAAGCUCAAAUAUUUAA